Messenger RNA from Acaulospora morrowiae, 344 nucleotides. NCBI's taxonomy places the organism in Eukaryota, Fungi, Glomeromycota, Glomeromycetes, Diversisporales, Acaulosporaceae. The record is from the annotation of a GenBank genome assembly.
GGGAAGAACUGGAGAUACCAAUCUCACACAAUGGCAUAGAGGGGUUAGUGCAGCCCAACGAAUUGGAAGUAAGUGAUGACGAGAGUGAAGAUACCUUCGACAAGUUGGAGUAUGAGAGCGAGGACGUAGAAGAGGAAGAAGGGUAUUAUACAGGGGAACGGUCCGAGGAGAAAGAAACGAUAGACAAAGGGAUUCCGAACUUAGCAGUAUAUCUGACUGUCCUAGAGAAGAUACUAACAUUGGAGAAUGACGAGGAAUAUGAGGACGAGAAAUCAAAGAAGAGGAACGAGAAGAUGCAGCAAAACUUUUCGAAAGAGAAAAAGGAUUAUUUGCUGAAGAGCUAA